Podospora bellae-mahoneyi is the source of this 1425-nucleotide messenger RNA. RefSeq lists its product as uncharacterized. The transcript has 3 exons. The record is from RefSeq and is a predicted model, not a curated record. Bases 73 to 1095 code for a protein of 340 amino acids. Lineage: Eukaryota; Fungi; Ascomycota; Sordariomycetes; Sordariales; Podosporaceae.
CCUGAUGCCGCAUCCCUAACAUGUUCUCUUCAAAUAAUUUCACAACUUCUCAGACCAGUAUCUGGAAACAAUAUGUCAGUCAUGACACACACACAAGAGACACCAGUGGCACGAAUCGCUGCCCUAAUACAUGGUCAAUCCCUCCGCCUCCCAAGCCUUCAGCCUGUGCUUUCGAACUGGCCGACACUGUUGAGCCCUCACUAUGCUGAACUCAAAAAGAAGGUCGGCAUGAAAAUCGACGAGUGGAUUUCUGACGAGCGCGUUCGACGAAAGGCACAGAUCAUUGACUUGCCAUUGUUUUCUUCAAUCUGGUACCCUCACGCCACUCUGGACCGUCUUGAAAUGAUAACUUGGUACUCAAUGUGGAUCUUCCUUUGGGACGAUGUUAUUGAAGAUAGUGCGACUCUUGCCUCCGGGAUUACUGACAAGGUUUCAUGGAUACACCACCAAGCACUGAAGUACAUGGAGUACCAUCUCGGCCUGUCAUCCUCCCUCGAAGAACCAGUACCCCCCACCAAAUACUGCACAUUGUUCAGAUAUGCCGCCGAGCCGUUCCGGAAAGCAUCAAGCCUCUUACAGAGAAUCAGAUUCUAUGAAGAGCUCAAGGUAUACAUGGAUGGCUGUGAAGUCGAACAGGAGUUUGUGCGUGCUGGCGAGCUUCCGAGUUGGCGAGAGUAUUGGUCGCACAGACUGGGCACCUCAUCUGUGCAUACCUACAGCGCUCUGGGCGAAUAUAUGAGUGGCGGUAACAUACCACCAGAAAUGUUUGAUACCCCUGAGCUAAAGGAGCUUUGGGUGGGAAUCAACAGGCACAUUGUCACUGUCAAUGAUCUAAUAUCAUUCAAAAAGGAGGUUGACAAGUCAAGCUUCCAUAGCCUCGUCCCAAUUGUAAUGAAUGAGACCGGCGCAAACUUGGACACGGUCGUCGACAGCUUAGUUGAUACGCUGCGCAACAUUGGAGACAGCAUGAACCGAGCGGGGGAUAGGCUGAUUGCUCUCGCAGAGAACAGUCAUGGAGCGCAAGGGAGGCAAAAUAUGGAACAGUAUGUCCUGUGUUUUCAAACCAGCGCAACCGGGAAUUACUGGUGGUCGUAAGUUCUGUUACUCAACCUGCACGUGAAACACACUGGUUUGAAAAGGGCCAUACUGAUUGAUUCUGUAGACUCUUUUGUCGCCGUUACGGUGUAGAGCAAUAUUUGCAAGCCGAUGGGUCUCUUGUUGUACCUCUCUAGUCAAGCAUGGUUGACUCUCGAGUCAUGGGCGGUUUGGAAGAGAUAUCCUACAUGCGAGGGGGUUCUUUGCAUUUUUAGCAUGGUGUUUGGCGUUUUUGAGGGUUGAGGUGCAGGGGAAGAUAAGGUACUCAAGGUUGCCAGUUUUAGGUAUGUAGAGAACGUAAUGAAUAUACUUAGUUAGCUGUAUCUCUCA